GCUCGUGGGAUGCGGACUUGGCUGGGGGGCUCACCACGACCUCAUACGCACGGAAUUACUGUCGCUCCCACCCAAUCGAAGACGCACAGCAACGGAGCCAGAAGAAGCACGUCGAUGUUUUAAACUUUGACAAUGCUGUUGUUACAAAUCGCGGCGUUUUUGUCGGUAGGGGCGUGCGCCCUCGCCCAGGUACCCGAGUUCAGCGACGUGUGCACGGAGGGGAGCUGCUACCCUGCCACGGGUGACCUGCUGAUCGGCAGAGCUCACCAGCUCUCCGCCACCUCCACCUGCGGACUGCUGCAGCCGGAGCCGUUCUGCAUAGUCAGCCACCUCCAGGAAGAGAAGAAGUGCUUUGUUUGCGACUCCAAGCAAGUCUACAAUGAGCGAAUGAACCACACCACCAGUCACAGCAUCGAGAAUGUUGUGACAACGUUCGCCCCCAACCGCCUGAAAACGUGGUGGCAGUCGGAAAACGGUUUGGAGAAUGUGACCAUCCAGCUCAACCUGGAGGCGGAGUUCCACUUCACCCACCUCAUCAUGACCUUCAAGACAUUCCGGCCCGCUUCUAUGGUGAUCGAGAGGUCAGCUGACUUUGGGAAGACCUGGCAGGUGUACCGUUACUUUGCAUAUGACUGCGAGGCCUCCUUCCCCGCCAUCUCCACCGGGCCAAUGAAGAAAGUGGAUGAUGUCAUCUGCGACUCGCGCUACUCGGACAUCGAACCCUCAACAGAAGGAGAGGUCAUAUUCCGUGUUUUGGAUCCGGCCUUCAAGAUCGACGACCCCUACAGCCCUAGAAUCCAAAACUUGCUGAAGAUCACCAACCUGCGGGUGAAGUUCACCAAGCUGCACACGCUGGGGGACAACCUGCUGGACUCACGCAUGGAGAUCAAGGAGAAGUACUACUACGCCGUGUACGACAUGGUGGUGCGCGGGAACUGCUUCUGCUAUGGCCACGCCUCCGAGUGCGCCCCCGUGGACGGCGCCGGGGAGGGUGUGGAAGGCAUGGUUCAUGGGCACUGUAUGUGCAAUCACAACACAAUGGGUCUGAACUGUGAGAAGUGCCAGCAUUUCUACCAUGAUUUACCCUGGAGACCAGCUGAGGGACGUAACACCAACGCAUGUAAAAAGUGUAACUGUAACCAGCACUCGGGCGCGUGCCAUUUUGACAUGGCCGUGUACAUGUCCACGGGGAACGUGAGCGGCGGCGUGUGUGAGGACUGCCAGCACAACACCAUGGGACACAACUGCGAGCAGUGCAAGCCCUUCUACUUCCAGCACCCCGAGAGAGACAUCCGCGACCCCCACAUCUGCGAGCCCUGUAACUGUGAUCCUGUGGGCUCUCUGAACGGCGGCAUCUGCGACCGGAUGACUGACGUCUCCGCGGGGCUGAUCGCGGGCCAGUGCCGCUGCAAGCCCAACGUGGAGGGAGAGCGCUGCGACCAGUGCAAACAGGGCUACUACGGAAUGAGCGAGGACCCGCUGGGCUGCCAGCAAUGCACCUGUAACCCUCUGGGUACAGUGCCGGGAGGAAGUCCCUGUGAUACAGACACAGGAAACUGUUACUGCAAGCGCUUGGUGACCGGCAGGAACUGUGACCAGUGUCUGCCCCAGCACUGGGGACUCAGCAACGACAUGGACGGCUGCCGGCCGUGUGACUGCGACCAGGGCGGAGCCGUCAAUAACGACUGCUCAGCAGAAACCGGACAGUGUCAGUGUAGGGAGCACAUGUUUGGCCGUCAGUGCAACCAGGUGGAAUCUGGCUUCUACUUCAUCGCCCUGGACCACUACACCUACGAGGCAGAGGACGCCAAGUUUGGGCCUGGCGUGACUGUGGUGCAGAGGCCAUAUCCCCAGGACCGUACCCCAACCUGGACCGGCGUAGGGUUCGUGAACGUCCCCGAGGGGGCGUACCUGGAGUUCAGCAUCGACAACAUCCCCCUGUCCAUGGAGUAUGACAUCCUGAUCCGCUAUGAACCUCAGUUACCUGACCAGUGGGAGGAGGUCAUCGUUACAGUGGUGCGACCCAGCGUGAUCACGACUGACAGCCGCUGCGCCAACACCAUGCCGGACGAUGACAACCAGAUGGUGUCCCUCCAUCCGGGCUCCAGAAACGUCGUCCUUCCGAGACCUGUGUGUUUUGAAAAGGGUCUGAACUACACCAUCCGCCUGAGCCUGCCUCUCUAUUCUGCCUUGAGUGAUGUCCAGUCUCCCUACACUCUCAUUGACUCUAUCGUGCUCAUGCCGCACUGCAAGAACCUCGAGAUCUUCACGGGGUCCGAGGGUGGCGACGUGGUGACCAACAGCGCCUGGGACACCUUCCAGCGGUACCGCUGCCUGGAGAACAGCCAGAGCGUGGUGAAGACGCCCAUGACCGACAUCUGCAGGAACUUCAUCUUCAGCGUGUCCGCACUGCUGCACCAGGGAGCCAUGGCCUGUCAGUGUGACCCCCAGGGUUCGCUGAGCACCGUGUGUGACCCCAACGGCGGCCAGUGCCAGUGUCGCCCCAACGUGGUCGGCAGGAACUGCGACAAGUGCGCGCCCGCCACCUUCCUGUUCGGACCCAGCGGCUGCCGAUCAUGCGAAUGCAACCCCCAGGGCUCGGCCAGUGCUUUCUGCCACCAGGCCACCGGUCAGUGCGAGUGUCUCCCGGGCACCUACGGACGCCAGUGUGACCGCUGCCUCCCUGGCCACUGGGGCUUCCCCAACUGUCGCCCCUGCACCUGCAACGGCCACACCGACCACUGCCACCCCCAGACCGGAGAGUGCCUGGGCUGCAGGGACCACACCACCGGGCACAACUGCGAGAGGUGUCUGAGCGGUUACUACGGAGACCCAGUCCUGGGUUCAGGGGAUCACUGCCGGCCGUGUCUGUGUCCUGAUGGGCCGGGCUCCGGACGCCAGUUUGCCGGAGGGUGUUACCAGGUUGCAGAGUCCUUCCAAGUGCUCUGUGCCUGCAACCAGGGAUACAAAGGUGCCAGGUGUGACGAGUGUGCCCCCGGUUACUACGGCAACCCCCACGAGGUGGGCGGGCAGUGCCAGCCGUGUCAGUGCAACAACAACAUCGACAUGCUGGACCCCGGCUCGUGUGACGCGCGCACGGGCGUCUGCCUCAAGUGCCUGUACCACACGGAGGGCGAGGGCUGCCACCGCUGCAAGCUGGGUUACUACGGCGACGCGCUCACCCAGAGCUGCAGGAAGUGUGUGUGCAACUACCUGGGGACGGCGAACGAGACUUGCCCGUCGCAUGGGGAGUGCCACUGUGACCUGGCGAGCGGGCAGUGCCAGUGCCUGCCCAACGUGGUGGGCCAGAACUGUGACCAGUGCGCCCCGGACACCUGGAACCUGGCCAGCGGGACCGGGUGCGAGGCCUGUGACUGCGACCCCACCCACUCUUUCGGGACGUCCUGCAACGAGCUGACCGGUCAGUGCUCUUGCAAGCCAGGAUUUGGGGGCAGGACAUGUCGGGAGUGCAGAGAGCUCUUCUGGGGUGACCCAGAGGUCAAAUGCAAUGCGUGCGACUGUGACCCCAGAGGCAUCGCCGAGGAGCAGUGCAACAAGGCGACGGGCCACUGCGUCUGCAUGGAGGGCGUGGCCGGGCCCAGGUGCGACUCGUGCGCCCGGGGUUACUCGGGCGAGUUCCCCGAGUGCGUGCGCUGCCACCAGUGCUUUGCCGACUGGGACCAAGUCGUCGGCGACCUCGCCAACAAGACGCACAGGCUGGUGCAGAGGGUGAGCGCCAUCAAGGCCAGCGGCAUCACCGGGCCCUACCAGCACACCGUCGACAACGUGGAGCAGAGCGCCAGCGCCAUCAGGGCCAUCCUGGCCCAGAACCCGGCCGCCCAGCCGCUCUCCGAGAUCCAGCAGCUGCUCGAGCAGGCCACUGACCUGAUGGCCGAAAUGACCAACAAGCUGAACGUCACAGAGGACACAUUGAGCCAGAUCUCAGGGGAUGACAACAGCACAGAUGCCAAACUGGAUUCGCUCAAAGAGGACGCUGAGAAGCUGGACAAAACUAUCAAGGAGCUGCUGGACCAGGUGGAGUUUGUGAAGAACUCUGAUGUGCGAGGAGCAACAGACAGCAUCACCAAGUACUUUCAGCAGUCCGUGGAUGCAGAGGAGCGUGUGAACGCUUCCACAACUAACCCCGACAGCACAGUCGAGCAGUCAGCCGCUCUCCGCAAGCUCAUAGAGGACAAGAUGAACGAGACCAAGGAAGCGUUCCUGCAGAGACAGGAGGAACAUGGCACUAAACUGGACGACCUCGCUGGUCAGCUGGAAACCCUCAACCUGUCAGAGCUCAGCGAGAAGACGUGUGGCAGCCCAGCGGGGUCCGAGUCGUGCACAGACUCGCCCUGCGGGGGGCUGAGCUGCCAGACCGAGGAGGGGACCAGGAAGUGUGGGGGCGAGGGGUGUGACGGCCUGGUCACCCUCGCUCACAACGCCUGGCAGAAGGCCAAGGACUUUGACCAGGAGAUCUUCAAUGCCCUGGAGGAAGUGGACAAACUGUCCAAGAUGGUGUCGGAGGCGAAGGUGAAGGCUGACGAGGCCAAGCUGAACGCUCAGGAGGUCCUGCUGAAGAGUAACGAGACCAAACAGCGCGUGGACCAGAGCAACGAGGAGCUGCGCAGCCUGAUCAAGCAGAUCCGAGACUUCCUCACACAGGAUGGAGCAGACCUGGAGAGUAUUGAGGCGGUGGCCAACGAGGUUCUGCAGAUGCAGAUGCCCACCACACCGGCACAGCUGCAGAACCUGACCGAGGAGAUCCGGGAGCGGGUGGGCAGCCUGUCCGACGUGGAGGUCAUCCUCAACCAGAGCGCCGCCGACAUCCAGCGAGCCGAGAGCCUGCUUGACCAGGCCCGCAAAGCCAGCAAAGAGGCCACGGACGUGAGGGACACUGCGGUCCUGGUGAAGGAGGCCCUGGAGGAGGCUGAGCGCGCUCAGACCGCAGCGGCCGAGGCCAUCAAGCAGGCCACCACCGACAUCAAGGGCACCCAGGACCUGCUGACCUCCGUAGAGUCAGAGACGGCAGAUUCGGAGUUCAGGCUGAACAACGCCACUCGGAGACUGAUGCAGCUGGACAGAGACGUGGCCCUGCUAAGGCAGAAGGCCAUGGACAACGCUCUGAGCGUGGAGCAGACCGAGAAAUCCACAGAAGGCACCAACCAGGUUGCGGAGGAAGUGAAAAAGGAGCUGGACACAGAACUGAAGCAGAAGUACAGCUCUGUAGAGGAUCUGAUAGCAGAGAAGGCCGAGGGCGUGGCCGACGCCAGGAAGAGGGCGGAGCAACUGCAGCAGGAAGCCAAGGAGCUGCUGUCACAGGCCAGUGAAAAGCUGCAGCUACUGAAAGACCUGGAGAGAUCUUACGAGGAUAACCAGAGAACUUUAGAGGACAAGGCCACCCAGCUGGUAGAGCUGGAGAAGGCAGUCAAAGAGCUCCUGCAGGAAAUCAGUCACAAAGUGACCGUCUACAGUACCUGUCUGUUUUAACCUUCAGUCUCCACCACCAAAUUAACCCUCACAGAGGAUAACCCUGACACAUGAUGUACCACGUAUUUAAAUUUAUACCUCACCCUGAAAAAAAAAGACUAACCCAUGGUAAAUUGUGUAUGCCAAAAAUGUGAAACACUUUACUUUUAUACUGGAGGAAAAAUUUAAAGAGUAUAAAUUUAAAAAAAGCUCAUAAACCAAAGCCUUUUAGACUGAAAAAGAAUGUAAAGACAUGUUUUAACCAAGAGACUGCAAAUAAAGAUUUUUUUACUGAUUUUUAAAAAAAAAUAUUUUGUACUAUUGUAUGCAGAGCGAAUAGCUAAUUAAAAUU
Molecule: messenger RNA, 5818 nt
Organism: Megalops cyprinoides (Indo-Pacific tarpon)
Lineage: Eukaryota; Metazoa; Chordata; Actinopteri; Elopiformes; Megalopidae
Gene: lamb1a
Product: laminin, beta 1a
Exons: 33
Coding region: 133-5487 (1784 amino acids)
Biological process (GO): basement membrane assembly; cell migration; substrate adhesion-dependent cell spreading
Cellular component (GO): laminin trimer
Molecular function (GO): integrin binding; extracellular matrix structural constituent
Source: RefSeq, a predicted model, not a curated record